This is a messenger RNA of Oppiella nova, 977 nucleotides long. NCBI's taxonomy places the organism in Eukaryota, Metazoa, Arthropoda, Arachnida, Sarcoptiformes, Oppiidae. The record is from the annotation of a GenBank genome assembly.
AUGUGUCCGACGAGUGUCUGCUUCUGGCGCUCGCUAUCACCGAUGGCGAACGUGGACUAUGUGUGCAUUAGCGACAACUACUGGUUGGGAACCACUAAACCCUGUCUCACGUACGGUCUCAGAGGGAACGCCUACUUCUACGUGGAGGUCGAGUGCGCCGCCAAAGACCUGCAUUCGGGGUCUUAUGGCGGGUCAGUACACGAGGCGAUGACUGAUCUCAUGGUAUUGUUGUCUAAACUGAUCGACAGUAAGGGAAAUAUAUUGGUUCCCGGAGUGAUGGACGACGUGUUGGCUAAAACAGCGGCCGAGGAGGCCAUGUAUGAGAACAUCGAUUUCGACCACAACUUAUACCGUCAAGAGAUCGGAACCAAACGGCUCCUAUUCGAGACAAAGUCCGAGAUAUUAGCCCAUCGGUGGCGCUAUCCGUCGCUCUCGAUCCACGGCGUUGAGGGCGCCUUCGCAGGUCCCGGCGCUAAGACAGUGAUCCCACGCAAAGUGAUAGGCAAGUUCUCCAUACGACUGGUGCCCGACCAGAAUCCGGACAAAAUCGGCGCACAAGUCAUCGAUUACCUGAAGAGUGAGUUCGCGAAACUGGAUUCUCCUAACAGACUCACUGUCAUCAGACGUAAGGCCAGUAGGCCGUGGGUGGCCGACACCGACAAUAAGAACUUCACAGCUGGAAAGUUGGCCAUCCGUUCAGUGUUUGGUGUGGACCCGGACCUGACCCGUGAGGGCGGUUCCAUACCAGUGACCCUCACGUUCGAAGAGGUGACCGGAAAGAGUGUAAUACUGUUGCCGAUGGGAGGCUGUGAUGACGGCGCCCACUCACAGAACGAGAAGAUCGACAGAAACAACUAUAUUGAGGGCACAAAAGUGUUGGCCUCUUAUAUCUAUCAGUUGUCUAAAGUGUAAACUAAUUUUUGUGUAAAACAAUUAAAAUCAUAACUUUUGAUAUACUAAUGAAUUUAUACUCAGUG